Molecule: messenger RNA, 567 nt
Organism: Leptinotarsa decemlineata (Colorado potato beetle)
Lineage: Eukaryota; Metazoa; Arthropoda; Insecta; Coleoptera; Chrysomelidae
Gene: Dnaaf5
Product: Dynein axonemal assembly factor 5
Biological process (GO): cilium movement; outer dynein arm assembly; inner dynein arm assembly
Cellular component (GO): cytoplasm
Molecular function (GO): dynein intermediate chain binding
Source: RefSeq, a predicted model, not a curated record
AAUGAAAAAUCCGAAUUGAACAUUUCAGAUAUUUUUGUCCCUUCCCUUGUAUGGCGUCCUGGCGCGUCAGCAGAAGCUAUCAGAACAAUGGCAGCUGCGUGUCUUCAACAUGCUCUCAUGCCAUCUCCAGAAGUAGAUCUAUUUUCUGAUGAUACUUUGAGGCCUGUGACGGAAAAACUCUUGCCUUUAUUGAUAUCCUUGCUUGAAGACGCCUCCUAUCGCAGUCGUCAAAUAGCCAUAGAGUGUUUGGCGUUCUUGAAAGCUCUGUGUUGCAAAAAAGAUAUGUGGAAUGUUGAUGACCUAAUCAAAAUAUAUCCAGAGAUUCUUAAAAGACUGGAUGACCCAACAGAAAAAGUUCGAUUCUCUGCUCUCAGGAAUUUGCCUAUUUUUUUAAAUUCUGUACCAGUAGAGUUCAAAAAGGCCAACUACCGAGCUCAUCAUGAACUGAUUAUCGACACUCUUUUGACCCAUUUCGAUGACGAUAAUGAAGAUGUCCAAAACAUGGUAUAUGGUAAGUGCCACAUGGUUUUUCCCGAUUUAUAUUCAACCUAUAGAUACGUUUUUUAA